Molecule: messenger RNA, 1204 nt
Organism: Brassica napus (rape)
Lineage: Eukaryota; Viridiplantae; Streptophyta; Magnoliopsida; Brassicales; Brassicaceae
Product: putative lipid-binding protein AIR1
Exons: 1
Coding region: 673-1017 (114 amino acids)
Source: RefSeq, a predicted model, not a curated record
CGGAAGCUCUUACGUCGAUCGAUGUUCACACUAAUCCACAAAUCAAAAUAUCUAAUUCUCUAUGGCCGAUAUCUUAAAUUAACAGUAAUAAUCAAUAAAAUGUCUCCAGCUGGACAACAACUUUGUUAGGAUUUUGUAGGAUUUUGAUUCUUAAUUAAAUGCUCUUUGCCAAACCUCCUCUAUAGAUAACUAGAUGAGGUUUAGAUACAUCUGACGUUUAUAUCUUUGGGAAGAUGCAACUCAUGCUCCAUGUAGGACUAAAUUUUACUCUGUUCAAUUAAACUACAUGCAUGUAUAAUUAUUUCAGUUGCCUUUUAAUUUGCGUUGGCAAAUUCUGAAAUUAAAUCCUAAGAGCACGAUUAAUGCGGGUCUCCUAUGGUAAAGUUUUUAGCGUAAUAUAAAACACUUCUCUUAGUUUUUAACUAAAAAAAACUAAAAGACAUCUUUUAUAUUUCUUAUUUAAGAGACGUUUCUUAGUUUUUCUUAGUUAAAAGCUAAGAUACGUAUUAGGCUAACAACUUCACCCUAAGCACAUGCUUUAAGCAACCAAACCUACACAAAAAUCUAUAAAUAGGAACCCUCACCUCCCAAACGAUUCACCCAACACUCAUCUCCAAUCACACACCAAAAAAAAAAGUAAAGAAAGAGAAGCUUAAUUAGCAUUUUCAAAACAUGGCUUCAAAGAACAUCACCAUAGCUCUCUUCCUCACCAUCAACCUCGUCUUCUUCGGCUUUACCAUGGCCCAAGCUCCCGGGCCUCAAGCUCCGAUAUGUCCCAGAAGCUCAACCCAGGUCCAAGCUUGUGUCAACAGGCUUACCUCUAUCGUGGGUCUUAACGUUCUACCGCUGACGCAAUGCUGUUCUCUAGUGGCUGGACUUGCCCCCUCUGUGGCCUCUGUCUGCAUCUGCAAUGCCUUAAAACUGUCAGUUCUCGACAUUCUGGGUAUCACUGUGACACUUGGUCAGGUUCUUGGGUCCUGCGGUGUUUCUCCCCCAGCUAGUUUCAUAUGCGCCUAAUUUUCUCUUACAAGACACCUGUUCCGUCGGAUAAUAGUGGUGCAAGUAUGCUUCUCUAAUAAUUAUUUGCGUGUUAGCAAUAUCUAUAUGUUGUUGAAAAUAAAGUGAAACAUGUGUACUGUUUUUACAUGUUUCGUUGUUAACUAUAUAUGUUCUUCAAUUUAUAUUUCCGGCCGUAUGUUGUAUC